Molecule: messenger RNA, 966 nt
Organism: Callorhinchus milii (elephant shark)
Lineage: Eukaryota; Metazoa; Chordata; Chondrichthyes; Chimaeriformes; Callorhinchidae
Gene: utp11
Product: UTP11 small subunit processome component
Exons: 8
Coding region: 75-833 (252 amino acids)
Biological process (GO): rRNA processing
Cellular component (GO): nucleolus; small-subunit processome
Source: RefSeq, a predicted model, not a curated record
UGUCGGGGCGGCGUUGAAACGGAAGUGGAUAUGUGACGUUUACCGGAAGUCAUACCGAGCUGUGACGGGGGAAGAUGGCGGCUUUCAGUAAAGCGGGGAAACAGGCGCAGCGCAGCCACCGCGAGCGCUCACAGCCAGCUUUCCGGAAGCGUCUGGGUCUGUUGGAGAAGAAGAAGGAUUAUAAGCUUCGUGCACAGGAUUACCACCGGAAACAGAACACCCUAAAGGCAUUACGCCGCAAAGCGUUAGAGAAAAAUCCAGAUGAAUUCUACUUUCGAAUGAUCAGCACUAAACUCCAGGAUGGAGUACAUGUCAUCAAGCAGCUGGAGGAGGAGGUCACGGAGGAGCAGCUGAAAAUCAUAAGAACACAAGAUGUUAAAUAUGUGGGAAUGAAGCGAAUUGCAGAGGCAAAGAAAAUUGAACAACUUAAGUCUGAACUACAUCUCCUAGAGGCAGAUGGAAAACAACCCAACAAACACACCUUCUUCUGUGAAUCUAAAAAGGAAGUGGAACAGUUUGACUUGGCCAAGCGUCUGAACACUCUUCCAGAGCUGGUGAACCGAGUGUACAACCGACCAACAGUGGAAACCUUGCAGAAGGAGAAGGUGAAAGGAGUCAUUGAUCAUGAGGCUCAAGAGAGACUAGCCAAACAGAGGGAGCAGCAGUACUCCUUACUGAACCAGCGGAUUGAACGAGAGAAGAAGAUGUUUGUAGUGGAGCAGAAAAUACAGACUCGGAAAGAUCUCAUGGACAAGACCUACAAGGUGAAGGUGAAAAACGAAACCAAGAACUCGCCGGCCAUUUACAAAUUUAAAUUUCGAAGAACACGCUGAUCCAAUUUCAACAUUUAUUAUCUUGGAAGAUUGUCUCUGAAGAUGAAUUUGUCUACUUAAGACAUGUAUGAUGCUGCACUAUAUUGAUUGUAUGUGAAACGUCAAUAGAACAUUAAACAAAUCAAAAGAUAAA